AUGGAUUAAUAAGAAGAAUAACAAAUUAGCAGUGUUACUUUUAAAGAACUAGGUGUUUGUGAGGAAUUAAGCUCAGCAUGUGAAAAGUUAGGAUAUAAAAUACCUACUCCAAUUCAAUAAUAAUCCCUACCCUAUACACUAUAAAAAAAAGACAUUAUUGGUUUGGCAGAGACUGGUUCUGGUAAAACCUUAGCUUUUGGACUCCCAAUAUUGCAGCAUUUAUUAGCAAAUCCAUAGCCUUAUUAUGCCUUAAUAUUAUCUCCUACAAGAGAACUGUGUGUUUAAAUUUAAGAACACUUCUAGGCCAUUGGAGCUUCGAUAGCAUUAAAAUCUGUAGUUAUUUUGGGAGGAAUGGAUCCUCUAGCUUAAGCAAAGGCUUUAGCAUAAAAGCCACACAUCAUUAUUGGAACUCCUGGAAAGAUUCUUUACCAUCUAGAAAAUACAAAAGGAUUCAAUCUAAAAUAAUUAAAAUUCUUAGUUUUAGAUGAGGCUGACAAAUUGCUUAAUAUGGAUUUUGAAAGAGAAAUUAACGCAAUUCUAGACAUCAUACCGAAAGAAAGAAAUACUUAUUUAUUUUCAGCCACCAUGACAAAUAAGGUCAGUAAAUUAUAGAGAGCAUCUCUUAAAGAUCCAGUCAAAAUUGAAGUGUCUUCAAAGUAUUAGACUGUUUCCACACUUCAAUAAAAUUACCUAUUCGUUCCUGAUAAAUACAAAGAAACCUAUUUAGUUUACUUACUGAAUGAAUUAGCAGGAUUAACUUCCAUUGUAUUUGUAGCAACCUGUUAAAUGGCAAUUAAGAUAACCUUACUAUUAAGAAAUCUUGGAUUUCAAGCUAUUGCAAUACAUGGAUAGAUGAGUUAAGCCAAAAGAUUGUCGUCCUUUAAUAAAUUCAAAUCAAAGGAAUCUAAUUUAUUAAUUGCCACUGAUGUUGCAAGUAGAGGUCUUGAUAUUCCAUUUGUUGAUUUGGUUCUUAAUUUUGAUAUUCCCUAAAACGCAAAAGAGUAUGUCCAUAGAGUUGGUAGAACUGCAAGAGCAGGAAAAUCUGGAAAAGCUAUCAGUCUUGUAACUUAAUAUGAUGUUGAAAUGUACCAGAAGAUAGAAUAAUUAAUCGAAAAAGAGUUAUCCCAAUAUCCUUUGGAGGAAUCUGAUGUAAUGGUGUUUUACGAAAGAGUUUAAGAGGCUAAUAGGAUAGCAACUCAAGAAUUAAAAGAUUUAUUGGAAAAAAAGGUAAAGAAAACCGCAGUUGAUGAAGAUGAUUUGGAUGAUAGAAAGAUAAAAUAAAUCAAUAAAAAAAUAUAAAAGGAUUCCAAAUAAAAAAAGGGAGGUUUUAAGAAGAGAUUUAAAUUGGAUGUUUGA
This is a messenger RNA of Paramecium tetraurelia, 1356 nucleotides long. RefSeq lists its product as uncharacterized. The record is from RefSeq and is a predicted model, not a curated record. Gene Ontology annotation, molecular function: ATP binding; RNA helicase activity; nucleic acid binding. The transcript has 3 exons. NCBI's taxonomy places the organism in Eukaryota, Ciliophora, Oligohymenophorea, Peniculida, Parameciidae.